Messenger RNA from Nipponia nippon (crested ibis), 2057 nucleotides. RefSeq names its product TNF receptor superfamily member 11b (gene TNFRSF11B). The record is from RefSeq and is a predicted model, not a curated record. Gene Ontology annotation, molecular function: protein binding. NCBI's taxonomy places the organism in Eukaryota, Metazoa, Chordata, Aves, Pelecaniformes, Threskiornithidae.
GCUGCUAGGAGACUGGAGCGGGAGCUGACUCUCUGCCUGAUUUCCCAGCUCGCUGAGGUUUCUUCCACCGACCACAAUGAACAAGUUCCUGUGCUGCACGCUUGUGCUCUUGGACAUUUCUGUUAAGUGGACCAUCCAGGAUGACUCGCCCCCCAGGUAUCCCCAUUACGACCCAGGGACAUCUCGUCAGCUGCUGUGUGACCAGUGCCCUCCUGGGAGCUACGUAAAGCAGCACUGCACAGCCACCAGCCCGACGCAGUGUGCCCCGUGCCCGGAUCAGUACUACGCCGACGAGUGGAACAGCAACGACGAGUGCCAGUACUGCAGCGCCGUUUGCAAAGAGCUGCAGUACGUCAAGCAGGAGUGCACCAGCACGAAGAACCGCGUCUGCGAGUGCGUCGAAGGCAGAUACCUGGAGCUUGAGUUUUGUUUAAAGCACACGGAGUGUCCUCCUGGAUUUGGCGUUGCACAGCCAGGUACCCCUGAGAGUGACACUGUAUGUAAGAGAUGUCCAGAAGGAUUUUUCUCAAAUGAAACAUCAUCCAAAGCAGCCUGUCUAAAGCACACAAACUGUAGUGCGCUGGGUUUCAAAAUAGCAUUGAAGGGAAAUGCAGUUCGUGACAACGUCUGUCAGGAAAAUACAGAUACGGCGCCUCAAAAAUGUGGAAUAGAUGUCACCCUGUGCGAGGAGGCUUUCUUCAAGUUUGCCGUUCCUACUUUCCUCACACCUAACUGGCUGAACAUGAUAGCAGAGAGUUUGCCUGGGACGAGGGUUAGCACAGAAAAUAUCGAAAGGAUCAAACAAAGGCACGGUACUCAAGAGCAGACCUUCCAGCUUAUGAAAUUAUGGAAGCAGCAAAACAAAGAACAGGAUAUGGUCAAGAAGAUUAUUCAAGAUAUCGACUUUUGCGAAAAUAAUGUCUUAAAGCACGUCGGCCACCUGAACCUCACCUUUGAACAUCUCAACACACUGAUGGCAAGCUUACCAGGCAAGAAAGUGGGAAAAGAAGAUAUCGAGAGCACAAUGAAACUAUGUCAACCUACAGAGCAAGUUCUGAAGCUUCUCAAUCUGUGGAGAAUAAAGAAUGGUGACCAAGACACCAUUAAAGGUUUAAUGUAUGGACUGAAGCACUUGAAAACAUACCACUUUCCGAAACGAACCAUCCACAGUCUGAAGAAGGUGAUUAAGUUUCUUCACAGAUUUACAAUGUAUAGAUUACACCAGAAACUUCUUUUAGAAAUGAUAGGGAACCAACUUAAAUUAGUGAAAGUACGAUGUGUCUAAUUCAAGAUAUUUUUCAUUCUCCACUGACUAUUUUUCCCUAAUUACUGCCAGCAGUAAUUAAACUGGAACGUUGUUUCCCUACGUUAUGUCUUACUAUUUAUAGAAAUGCCUGACUGGAAUAGCUCUAAGUCUUUUGCAGUGUUUUUGGAGUUGUUUUUUUUUUUUUUUUUUUUUUUUUUUUUUUUUUUUUUUUUUUAAUAAAAUCACUUUUGUAAAAGCUAUUAACCUGUUGGUAACACUAAGAGCCUGAUUCUGCAUUUUUGCACAUUCGGAGUUGAAAAGCCCCACUAUAGUCACUAAAUGAGAAAAGAAUGCCGGACCAGGCUCUACUACAGUAUUUGCUAUUUAUAUUCUUUGAGGAAUAAACAUUUUUGUUGUACAUAUUUAUUAAGUUAAAUGGAAAUUGUAUGAGACUGAAUUUUAGGAAGAGAAAUGAAAAGCACACUGUAUAUUUUCUAGUUAAACAAAAAUGAUCCCAUAUAUUUUUCUGGUAAAAUUUUGUAGCAUGCUCCAAGAGUUAUUAAUUUCUUUACAUUUUGUAUUUAAAAAAGUAUUAUUGCUUAGUUUUAUUUGUAUAAGUUGUGGUAUCUUUUGGUAGGGAUGUUUUAAUUUAUCCAAUGAUUUUAACUCAAAUACGGUGAAAAUAUAGCGUAAGUGACCUGAAUAUUUAAAUAUUCUGUGAGGAAGUGAAUGUACCAUAUUUAAGAAGCUGGAUUUUUAUAUAGAAUUUCAUAAUCUUAUUUUAUAAAACAAUUAAAUUUUUCAGUUUACU